Callithrix jacchus (white-tufted-ear marmoset) is the source of this 926-nucleotide messenger RNA. Lineage: Eukaryota; Metazoa; Chordata; Mammalia; Primates; Cebidae. The record is from RefSeq and is a predicted model, not a curated record.
CAACCUGCAGCUGAGGAGCCCAGGCCAUGGGACACACUCUGAGCACAGAUGGCUCAGAGAUGCUGCCUGAGAUCUUGGAGCUGCGCUAGAUCAAGGUGGAAACUAUCUCGGUGAAGACCAUUGAGACGAUGAUGGCAGGCAAGGAGGAGGAUAACGACAACAAAGAUGGUAGCAGGGGUGGCCACAGGCAGGCCAGCCACCACCACUACCACCACCACCUACACCACCUGCCAAGGAUCUGCUGCGGUCACUCCUCACGAUGACCCUACCCAGGUGUACCACCACCAGGAGGUGAUCCUAGAGCAGGCAUACCAGGAGGCGGUGGGUGGUGGUGACUCGGAUGGGGGACCAGAUACCCUAGUGCCAGAACUGGCCAGCGAUGACCACGAUCACCUUGAACAGGCUCUGGUUACCAUGGUGGAGGCUGACAAGGGUGGCUGUGACAUUAUCUCAGGCAAUAAGCAGUGGAAGCAGAAGCAGGUGCAGAUCAAGAACCUGGAGGGUGAGUUCUCUGUCACCAUGUGGUCCUCGGGUAAAAACAAAAGAUAUUAGCCAUAAAAUAGUAGUUGAGAAACAGAUCACUGGAGAGAACUCACCUCCUGAUUAUUCAGAGUAUAUGAGAGGAAAGAAACUUCCUCCUGGAGGAAUACCUGGCAUUGACCUCUCAGAUCCCAAACAACUGCAGAAUUCGUCAGAAUGAAGCCAAGACAAGUGUAAAAGAUGAUGCUCCAUGAAAAAUAGCUGGUGCUCGCCAAGGCUACACACAGAUAUUCAAGGAUAACUGCCAGGAGAAAACAUCUGCACACAUAUCAUCCCAGAGUCCACUUUUGUGCAGAACGUAGCAGAGCUGUUGUUGAGAGCUCAGAACUAAGACCACAUCAACUGGUUCACACUGGAGAGAAGCUGUUUUAAUGUACAUUUGAAGA